AUGUCCAUUGAGAACAAAGACUGGGCGAAUUGGCAGGAAGCCAUGGCCGUCGAAUACAUCGAAAACCCUUCACAGGAAGGACGCAACCAGAGGGUUACGCGGAUCAGACCUGGCCAUGCCGACCUUCCUGGCGCGAUGAAAUACGGUUUUCACGAUGUACGAAACUCUCUGGAGCGUGCAUCCGCGCGGGAAACCGCGGCUCGAGUCGCCGCCGGCGCGGUAGCCAUGCGAUUACUGGAAGAAUUUGGCAUCAAGCUCCACAGCCACGUGAUUUCAAUUGUUGAGGAGUCGCCGGUGCAUUGCGCCGAUGCCGCCGCCGCCGACCUGAUGAUGGCCGAGGUUGAUGCGGCGAGAGAGGCCGGUGACACGGUUGGCGGUACCGUGGAGGUGAUCGCUGAAAACGUACCCAUCGGAUUGGGAUCGCACGUCCAUUGGGAUCGCAAGAUAGACGCCAAAAUCUCCCAGGCAUUGAUGAGCAUAAACGCGGUCAAAGCGGUGAGCAUUGGAGAGGGCUGGGAGUUGUUGGACAGGUGGGGCUCCGAGUUUCAGGAUGUGAUCGAACCGGUAACCGAUCCGAACAAUCCCUGGCAACGGAAGACCAACCGGGCUGGAGGUACGGAGGGUGGAAUGACCAGCGGAACGCCACUGGUUGCCCGCUUCGUCAUCAAGCCGAUUGCCACCUUACACAAUCCCCUGCCUUCUGUAGACCUGGACACUGGCGAACCGGUUAGGGCACAUUUCGAGCGGAGCGACGUUUGUCAGGCUCCCCCAGCCGGCGUAAUCGGAGAGGCUAUGAUGGCGCUGGUUCUGGCUGACGCCUUCAUGGAGAAGUUCGGCGGCGACAGCAUUCCGGAAACCCGCCGCAACUUUGAGGGCUACCAGGCCACCGUGGGACCGCGACUGCAGUACCGGUAA
Messenger RNA from Geodia barretti, 915 nucleotides. NCBI's taxonomy places the organism in Eukaryota, Metazoa, Porifera, Demospongiae, Tetractinellida, Geodiidae. The record is from the annotation of a GenBank genome assembly.